Messenger RNA from Cicer arietinum (chickpea), 1642 nucleotides. Its product is annotated as pectin acetylesterase 8-like. Gene Ontology annotation, biological process: cell wall organization. Gene Ontology annotation, molecular function: pectin acetylesterase activity. The record is from RefSeq and is a predicted model, not a curated record. Gene Ontology annotation, cellular component: plant-type cell wall. Lineage: Eukaryota; Viridiplantae; Streptophyta; Magnoliopsida; Fabales; Fabaceae.
GCUUUCCAAAAGUUGCAAGUACCUUACUCGGUUUAAUUUCUGAGCUAGUAGCUAGUGUCGGUAGUUGAAAGCUUUUAUAUUCCAGCCAAAUCUCUUAAUUCAGUUUCAUUCACUCAUUAUUUAUUAUUCUUCCAUUUCCAUCUACAUCAUUAUCUUCUUCUUCCAUUCAAGUUUCAACUAAAUGAAGUGUACAAGAAUGGACCAACUGUUAAGUCUUGUAAUAUGUACACUGCUUUUAUUACUAAAGGCAGAAGGAGUUGCUGUGCCAAUCACUUAUGUUCAAAGUGCAGUGGCAAAAGGAGCUGUUUGUUUGGAUGGAAGUCCACCAGCUUACCACUUUGAUAAAGGAGUUGGAGCUGGAAUUGACAAUUGGAUUGUUCACUUUGAGGGAGGAGGAUGGUGCAACAAUGUCUCUACUUGCCUCGAUCGUAGGGACACUCGUUUAGGAUCAUCGAAGAAAAUGGAUAAGCAACUUUCAUUUUCUGGAUUUUUCAGUAACGGCAAAAAGUUUAAUCCAGAUUUCUAUGAUUGGAACAGAAUCAAGGUUAGGUACUGUGAUGGCGCAUCAUUUACCGGCGAUGUUGAAGCUGUCGAUCCAGCAACCAAUUUGCACUUCAGAGGAGCAAGGAUUUUUGUUGCUGUCAUUGAAGAUUUACUAGCAAAAGGAAUGAAAAAUGCUAAAAAUGCAAUUCUCUCUGGAUGUUCAGCUGGAGGAUUGACUUCGAUUUUACAAUGCGAUCGCUUCAAAACUCUUUUACCUGCAGCAGCUAAAGUGAAAUGUGUUUCAGAUGCUGGUUAUUUUAUCAAUGUAAAGGCUGUUUCUGGAGCACAACACAUUGAACAAUUCUACAGUCAAGUUGUUCAAACACAUGGCUCAGCGAAGAAUUUACCUCAGUCUUGCACUUCAAGACUCUCACCAGGGCUGUGCUUUUUUCCGCAAAAUGUGGCAGCGCAAAUUAAAACACCGAUUUUCUUUGUAAAUGCAGCCUAUGAUUCAUGGCAGAUUAAGAACAUUUUGGCACCAGGUGUUGCUGAUCCUCAUGGCACUUGGCGUAACUGCAAGCUUGAUAUAAACAAUUGUUCACCUAAUCAAUUAACUACAAUGCAAGGUUUCAGGACACAAUUCUUGCAGGCAAUUAGUGGGCUUAGUAACUCUCCAUCUAAAGGAUUGUUUAUAGAUGGUUGCUAUGCUCACUGCCAAACUGGAAUGCAGGAAACAUGGAUGAGAAGUGACUCUCCAGUUCUGGCCAAUACUACAAUAGCAAAGGCUGUGGGAGAUUGGUAUUAUGACAGAAAGACUUUUCAUCAGAUAGAUUGUCCUUACCCUUGCAACCCUACUUGCCAUAACCGUGUUUUUGAUCAAAACAAGCUACCAGAAUUUUAGGUUCAUUCAAGUAUACAUAUAAUAAUUUCUACAAAAUACACUUAUUGGGUAAAUUAGUUAUGAAAAUGUGAUUUAUAAUUUGAAAGCUCUCUAAAGGCAUCCUCCAAACGAUGUUCCAACUACUAAAUAUUAAAUUAAAUAUUUGUAUUAUAUACUAUUACAACUUGAUGUAUCUAUUGUCUACUUUAAUGUGAAGCCAAUAAAUGAUGCACAUUUAUAUUAAUGUUAAUGUUAAUAUAAGUAUAUUUUGGCCUUUAA